Molecule: messenger RNA, 4811 nt
Organism: Sinocyclocheilus anshuiensis
Lineage: Eukaryota; Metazoa; Chordata; Actinopteri; Cypriniformes; Cyprinidae
Product: sodium- and chloride-dependent glycine transporter 1-like
Exons: 14
Coding region: 311-2254 (647 amino acids)
Biological process (GO): neurotransmitter transport; nitrogen compound transport; sodium ion transmembrane transport
Cellular component (GO): plasma membrane
Molecular function (GO): amino acid:sodium symporter activity
Source: RefSeq, a predicted model, not a curated record
AUGUCCAUCAAUUUAAUGAGGUCGUGUUCAAAACAGACCCACUUGACAGCUGUCUUCUGUAUAACACCAAGGAGCAAGCGAUGCAUAGAAAAGUUCCUGGAUUAACGCAGAAUUAGCACAAAGCAGAGACGCCACCUCAGCCCAACGUUGCAACUAGCAGAGAGAGGAAACGAUUGAGGGAGAAGCAGUGUGCACCAGAAACUAAGACACAUACCCCAGCAGCUCAAGACGAGUUCCAGAGAGCACAGAGACAGGCCAGGACGGGCAUCCUUCCGGAAAGGGGACCCACGCCGAAGAGAGCUUCAAAAGCAUGGCGGAAAAACAAUUUUCUGGCAUAUUGAACGGAGCAGUUCCAGGAGAGCCAGUAAAGAAAGAUGAAAACUCCAGAAGGGGAAACUGGGGCAACCAGAUUGAGUUUGUCCUCACCAGUGUUGGCUAUGCAGUGGGUCUGGGAAAUGUCUGGAGGUUUCCUUACCUCUGCUACAGGAAUGGAGGAGGUGCCUUCAUGUUCCCAUACUUCAUCAUGCUGGUGUUUUGUGGCAUCCCUCUGUUCUUCUUGGAGCUCUCCUUUGGGCAGUUUACCUCCCUCGGGUGCCUGGGAGUCUGGAAGGUCAGCCCCAUGUUUAAAGGUGUGGGUUAUGGAAUGAUGGUGGUCUCUACCUACAUUGGGAUUUACUACAAUGUGGUGAUUUGCAUUGCAUUUUAUUACUUCUUCAUGUCCAUGACAAACCUGCUGCCCUGGACGUACUGUAACAACCCCUGGAACACCCCUGACUGCACUGGAGUGAUGGGCACUCCACGAACUAAUGCCACCUUCGCCAAUGUGUCUGCUGUUGUGUCAGGGUUGACUGAGAUAGUCAACCGCACAAAAAGGACCAGUCCUAGUGAAGAGUACUGGAGGAACUAUGUGCUGAAUGUCUCUGAUGGUAUUGGGAACUUCGGAGAGGUGCGUCUACCUAUCCUGGGCUGUCUGGCUGUGUCAUGGGUAGUUGUGUUCCUCUGUCUUAUUCGAGGAGUCAAGUCAUCCGGCAAGGUGGUGUAUUUCACAGCAACCUUCCCUUAUGUGGUGCUGACCAUUCUUUUCAUCAGAGGAAUCACUCUGGAGGGAGCCAUCAGUGGUAUCAAAUACUAUUUGACCCCUCAGUGGGAGAAAAUUCUAGAUGCCAAGGUAUGGGGGGACGCUGCCUCUCAGAUUUUCUAUUCGCUGGGCUGUGCCUGGGGUGGCCUUAUCACCAUGGCAUCAUAUAACAAGUUCCAUAAUAACUGUUUUAGAGACAGUAUCAUCAUCAGUGUAACAAACUGUGGUACCAGCGUGUAUGCUGGCUUUGUUAUUUUCUCCAUCCUGGGAUUCAUGGCUAAUCAUCUGGGGGUGGAUGUGUCAGAGGUGGCCGAUCAUGGGCCAGGCCUGGCAUUUGUGGCCUACCCGGAGGCCCUAACAUUGCUGCCCAUAUCACCGCUCUGGUCUCUGCUGUUCUUCUUUAUGCUUAUUUUAUUGGGCCUAGGCACUCAGUUCUGUCUGCUGGAGACUCUGGUGACGGCUGUAGUUGAUGAGAUUGGAACUGACUGGAUUAUCAAAAAUAAGACCUAUGUCACGCUGGGAGUCGCCAUAGUAGGAUUCCUCCUGGGAGUGCCGCUCACCACACAGGCAGGAAUAUACUGGUUGCUGCUUAUGGACAACUACGCUGCCAGUUUCUCUCUGGUCGUCAUCUCUUGCAUCAUGUGUAUCUGUAUAAUGUAUGUCUAUGGUCACAAGAACUAUUUUAAAGAUGUGGAAAUGAUGCUAGGCUUUCCUCCUCCGCUCUUCUUCAGGAUCUGCUGGAGAUAUGUGUCUCCUUUCAUUAUUACUUUCAUUCUGAUUUUUACCGUGAUACAGUACAAGCCUAUUACCUACAAUGACUAUGUCUACCCAAGGUGGUCAUUGGUCAUUGGGUUUGCCAUGGCUUUGUCUUCAGUCAUCUGUAUACCUAUCUAUGCUCUGUUCAAGAUUGCUGUGUCUGAAGGAUCCACAUUUUUAGAGCGUUUGAAGAACUCCGUGAAGCCCGACCCGGACUGGGGUCCAGCUCUCCAGGAGCACCGCAAGGGCCGAUACGCCACUGCGGGCCCCGAAUCUGUGGAGGUGUGCCCUCUCAAAGAAGAGCUGAAGGACGAGGGGAAAGAGAAACUCAAGGAGAAAGAGACGGAGCAAAAGGAUGAGAUGGGUUUGACCAUCACAGGAAGCAACGGCUCCACAUUAAACCCCACACCCAGCGCAUAGAGGAGCCCUUCCCCACCCUCCUCCCAGGACAGUUCCCAUUCCCUCACUGCGGGACAGGCCACUCUCGCUGGAGACCUUUACAUAUUGUAAGGGCUUUAUGAAAUCUAACCUCUAGAGAAAUUGGUUGUCAUCCAAAACCUUUUUCUUUUUGUUCGCAUAAUUUAAUACUGCAGUUUUUUUUAAAAGACAAGAAAAAAGACAUGUUCAUUUACAGGAGGUGUUUGCAUACACGCAGUGUGUAUAUAGUGCAUUGUACAAUAUUUUCACUCUGUGUUGAGUAGUCUGGAAAUGUGACUGUUGCAGCAGCAGGAGCUACAGUGGGAUUUGGCUUGUGCGUGUGUAUAGUGGCGGCAGUGCUGGUCAGGUUUAAUAGCUGAAGACCAAAUAUUCUUUGUGGCGAUGUUGUAAUGGGGAGUGUUAUUUUCAGUUUCUGUUUUAUACCCAUUUUCUUGUUUGGGAACCAUCUCAUUCACAAGACAGUAUGGGUUUUUCAAUGGCCAAUGUUGGUGUCUGAGAGCAGGGUGGCUGAUAUUCAAUGUAAUGCCAGUAUAUGAUAUAAUACAUGUUAAAUGACCUUUUAACACUGUAUUAACUCCAGAUCCACCUAAAACUACAAAACAGAACAUGUCUAUUAUCCUUUGACUAGACUACCAGUAAAUUUGGGAGCUAACACUUUCGUUAAUCAGCCAAGUAAACUAGCUGAUACUAAUAAAUAAGCAUAGGCAAAGAGAAUAUCAACUUUAUUUCCAAUUAAAUGAGAGCACAAAUAUAAAACAAAGGAUAUUUGGUCUUAAGCUCUUACUGACUGAGGUAUCUGGACCGAGGCAUAUCACUUCUCAAGCCCAUUCUCAGGGUUACACACAGUUUGCUUUUUUGCAAAACAUUUUCCAACACCUUGAGAUGAUUUGUUGCUGAUGUUGAGAAUUGGACAUGAAGGAGAGGGGUUUUCAUGUAGGAACUUCCACAUGAAAUGCCCAAUCUGUCUUGUCUUCCGGGCAUCUCAAGUCGAGGCAUCUCCUGAGCGAGGGGAGCAUGUGUGCGAUAACAGAAGCAGCUAGUUCCUCAUUAGAUUCAGUACUGUAGUAUGCACACUAACCCCGCUCUACACGGAAAAAGAGGCAUGUUACCAAAAACAUGUGCACAAACCUUUGUGUUCUGAUUUAGUUGGUAUGUUUGUGUCUGUGUGUAUUUUUUGUUGUCUGUGUUAAGAGACUUGAACUGGUGUGUAUGUGUCAUUUAAAGGCAUCUGGCUGUGCUGAGCUGAACGGUCGUGUCAUCGAACACUGAAAUAAGGGGUAAGGUUGCAUGUGGAAUGACCAGAAGUAAACGUAGCAUAAGUCAAAAUCACUGUGGUUAAUGGAAUUUUUUCCUCGUAUUGUAAAAUAAUGUGAAAUAGACUUGCAAGACAAAUAAAAGACCAAACCAUCCCAUUUACGCAAUAGAAACCACAGAAUUUGAUGUUAAUAUGGUGCAUUUUGUUUUGUUUUGGUUUUGAAGGCAAUAGAGAGGGGAAGAUACUGGUAUGGAGAGUUAUGUUCAUAUUUUUGGUAUGGUUAGAUGCCGCAUGUCAUUUCAUUCCAGUGACAUUUCAACAAGGCCCCUUUACUUACGAUGCAUACGGUUAUAGUGGCACAUGUACAUGGAUAAAGAGUCCUGGUUACACUGUGAAUUUGUCUGGGAUGUUGCCUGACUCAUUUUAACAGGGAGGCUGACAAUACAGCUGCUAAUGUGCUGACACGUCAUGUAUUGAGACUUGUGAUUAAACAGUGAAUUUUGAUAAUACAAAGUCUCAGCUUUCAAAUUAGCUUAAUUUUAACAUAUCACUGUUUGCUAUAGCUGCCUCAGUUUAAAAUCAGCGUGAAGCACGCGUGAACCGAUCAGCUCUUUUUCUUUACUACUGGUUAUAGCACGAAAAAAUAAAUGAAUCAGAAGGUAUGUUGAAAGAUGCAGUACAACUUACUGAAUGUGUCGUCUCUCAUGUAAUCGUGUUUCACUCGCGAAAAGAUGUGAAUAAAACUGCUUGUGAACGUCACCUGACGUUACAUUUACCUCAGAAAAGUAAUUCAGUGUCAAUUGCUCGAGGGGAAAAAAAACUUCGUAAUUAUAAAAUCGUAAAUAUAAAAGUAUGCUUGAAUAAAUCACCAGAUUCUAUCAAAAAAUAUAUGCAAAUUGUUUGGAAUUUAGAUGUCAUUUUCUCAAGUUUUUGUGGCAGCGCCAUUUAAUUAUAUUUCAGCAAAGGAUCAUAAACAAUUUUUUUUAUAUUUUUGAAAGCUUUCUUAUAUAUGUUUGAGACUUUUCUUUCAGUGCAUAAAACUCUAGACUCUAAACUCUGACUCAAAAUGAUGGAGCAGGUCACAGAUAAAGUCAGUACUCAAAAACCUGAUGGCAUAAUAGUCUACAUCUUUGUGAUAUGUACAUUUCAUUAAUUUCUGCAUGAAGGUAUGAUAUAUAUAUUUUUAAGAUUUUAUCCAAAAAUAUACAAAACACAAAUCUAACUUUAAGAAGUAGGGAAAAAAGAGAGAAGAAUAAAAGUAACCCUACUGCCUAACAGGAGGUU